GAAAUUGACACGUGAGGCCUUCAGUUAAGAGGCGCUGCAGACUGAAUGGGAAGCUCACGCUUCUGUUCACGCUCACGUGUGGUCAUGUUUCUCCAGUAUUACCUCAACGAGCAGGGAUACCGGGUCUACACGCUGAAGAAGCUUGACCCUAUGGGACAGCAGACCUGCUCGGCCCACCCUGCUCGGUUCUCCCCAGACGACAAAUACUCUCGACACCGAGUCACCAUCAAGAAACGCUUCAAGGUGCUCAUGACCCAGCAACCGCGCCCCGUCCUCUGAGGAUCUCUUGAAAUUUCACGUCUCUUCUGCCGCCUGCUAGCCCUCAAGAGACUUUCUGAAAUCAGGCUCUUCCAUCUGUGAGCCUUGAAGUCUUGCUACGACCCUUGAUCCUUGCAUCCGGUCUCAUCCUUGCCUUUGAUCAUGCUUGUGGUGAGGCCAUCAUGGUAGCAUCCCCUUUAAAGGGAAGAUGUUUGAAUCUUCUUUUCAUACUCUGAAUCACUGCCAGGUUAUUAAAAUGAUUUGAAAGA
This is a messenger RNA of Balaenoptera musculus (blue whale), 527 nucleotides long. It is a transcript of the gene NOP10, whose product is annotated as NOP10 ribonucleoprotein. Lineage: Eukaryota; Metazoa; Chordata; Mammalia; Artiodactyla; Balaenopteridae. The coding region runs from base 46 to 279 and encodes 77 amino acids. The record is from RefSeq and is a predicted model, not a curated record. The transcript is spliced from 2 exons. Gene Ontology annotation, biological process: ribosome biogenesis; snRNA pseudouridine synthesis; rRNA pseudouridine synthesis. Gene Ontology annotation, molecular function: telomerase RNA binding; box H/ACA snoRNA binding. Gene Ontology annotation, cellular component: box H/ACA telomerase RNP complex; box H/ACA snoRNP complex.